Messenger RNA from Salmo salar (Atlantic salmon), 5401 nucleotides. It is a transcript of the gene gabrb1, whose product is annotated as gamma-aminobutyric acid type A receptor subunit beta1. Lineage: Eukaryota; Metazoa; Chordata; Actinopteri; Salmoniformes; Salmonidae. The record is from RefSeq and is a predicted model, not a curated record. Gene Ontology annotation, biological process: monoatomic ion transmembrane transport. Gene Ontology annotation, cellular component: membrane. Gene Ontology annotation, molecular function: GABA-A receptor activity; extracellular ligand-gated monoatomic ion channel activity.
ACACACAGGGAUACCCCCUUCACUAAUCCAAUAUUUUGUCAUGAUAAAUAUGAGUUUUGUCAUUUGAUGGUGGCCAAUUAUCCACAAAUCACCCAUUUUCAAUACACCACUAAUUAUGAUUGAAAUAAUCAUGUGGUCUAGCACAUGGUGACCAGAUAAACUGCAAUCGAUUUGGCAUAUUAGUUAGAAGUCUGUCAAUAUCAUCAAUAGAUAUAGCAGAACGUGUAUUAUUAUUCAUUCUGUGGUAUAUAGCACGUCAUGCUGCUGCAAGGGACAUUGCAUACCCUACAGCGUAUCUUUCAUUAAUUAUAGGUGCGGUUGCGAUUUUUAUGCGUUUUCUGGGUUUUUAACUAAUUAUUAACUUGUGCUCUAGCCCGUGACGCGUGGGGAAUGGAAUCGGCUGCGAGGGAGCUCAAGCGUCCAGGUACACCUCAGAAAAUGCGCAGCUCCUCAGACGUGCUUGUGUUGCACGAUGCCCCACAUAGCGCUGACUAAAGGUGAACGGAGAGCCGUGUUCAAUGCUUAUUCUUUUAAGAUCUUCAGCCGACCAACACGGGGAGACCUGCUUGAUGCAAAUCUACUCCGGACACUGCUGUGUCUGCUGAAAUGCUCGAAUUAACCGGAGGGGAUGGGAUCUGCCUAGCAUAUUGAUACGGUUCAGCUACUGCAUGCAUCCCGGCGCGGUCUUCUUGCGCCAUCAUCGACACCUCGGGUGAAACGCGAAUAGCCUACCCAUUUUAUUUCAAAGUCACCGAGAUUUCUACGAAAUAGCGUGGUUUUUGUGCAAAUACAGUUUUGAUGUUGGUAAAAAGACGCGCAUGCGUUGGUCUUGGAAUAAUUGGACAGCCUGUGACUUAAAUAGGUAGCGUUCCUUAAAUCUUCGCUCAAAGUCAUCUCUCUGAUCAAAGUUAGUGAUGUGCACGGCUUUGGACCGCGGACGCUGGGGGAUUUUUUGUCUUUUCCUCAUGGUCGCCAUGGUCUGCGGCGCUCAAAGCGCCAACGAGCCUAGCAACAUGUCAUUUGUGAAAGCGACCGUGGACAAACUGCUGAAGGGGUAUGACAUUCGUCUGAGGCCUGAUUUUGGAGGUGCCCCUGUGGACGUUGGCAUGAGCAUAGAUAUCGCCAGUAUCGACAUGGUUUCGGAAGUCAACAUGGAUUACACCAUCACCAUGUACUUCCAGCAGUCCUGGAGGGACAAGCGCUUGUCCUACACAGGGAUUCCCCUCAACCUGACGCUGGACAACAGGGUGGCUGACUCGCUCUGGGUCCCUGACACCUACUUCAUCAACGAUAAGAAGUCCUUUGUGCACGGGGUCACAGUGAAGAACAGAAUGAUCCGACUCCAUCCUGACGGAACUGUGCUCUACGGCCUGAGGAUCACCACUACUGCAGCUUGCAUGAUGGACUUGCGUAGAUACCCACUGGAUGAGCAGAACUGCACCCUGGAGAUCGAGAGCUAUGGGUACACCACUGAUGACAUCGAGUUCUACUGGAAAGGUGAUAAUUCAGUGACUGGGGUGGAGAACAUCGAACUGCCCCAAUUCUCUAUAAUAGACUACCACAUCCAAUCCACAAAAGCAGUGUUUGCUACAGGCUCCUACCCGAGGCUCUCUCUGAGUUUUAAGCUGAAGAGGAACAUUGGCUACUUCAUCCUACAGACCUACAUGCCCUCGACCCUGAUCACCAUCCUAUCCUGGGUCUCCUUCUGGAUCAACUAUGACGCGUCUGCGGCCAGAGUCGCUUUAGGCAUAACUACUGUGCUGACCAUGACCACCAUCAACACCCACUUGAGAGAGACUUUACCCAAAAUCCCCUAUGUCAAGGCUAUAGACAUCUACCUGAUGGGCUGCUUCGUGUUCGUCUUCCUGGCCCUGCUGGAGUACGCGUUCGUUAACUACAUCUUCUUCGGACGGGGGCCUCACUUGCAGAAAAAGGUGGCAGAGAAAGCAGCUCAAACCAACAAUGAAAAUAAGAGCCGAUUGGAGAGUAACAAAGUGCAGGUGGACGCCCACGGCAACAUCCUCCUGACCAAUCUGGAGAUCCGUAACGAGAUGGGCGGGAUGGGUGGCAUGGCCGGGAUGACCGGGGCCGAGAUGAUAGGGGCUCUCAACGACCCGCGGGCCACCAUGUUCUCCUACGACAGCGCCAGCAUACAGUACCGUAAGCCCAUGGCCAGCCGAGACCUGUACGGUCGACCGGCCCUCGACCGGCCUGUCGGCCACAAGAAGAGUCGUUUGAGGAGGAGGGCGUCGCAGCUCAAAGUCAAGAUCCCAGACCUGACGGACGUCAACGCCAUAGACAAGUGGUCCCGCGUCAUCUUCCCCAUCGCCUUCACCUUCUUCAACCUGGUCUACUGGCUGUACUACGUCCACUAGGGUGCGUGGCUAUUCCCGCUAGAGGUUUGUUUAGCUAGCUAGGUUCUUGUACAGCAAGGGUAAAAGAGAGGGGAGUUAAAUUCAGCCCCGUUUGUAUGACUUCUGUUUGAGGAAUGCGAGGCGCAGCGGGUGUCUUUUCAAUGUAAAUACAAUUUAUUAUAUGAUAUAAAUAUAUAUAUAUAUAAAAAAAGAGAAGUAUAAUUUAAUAAAUUCUCUCACCUUUUUGCUGUAUUUAUCCGUACAAAAUAGAAAUAGUGAAAAUUAGUACAGAAUUAAGAGGCGGUGAAGGUGUUCACCUGCAUUUGUAAGUCUGAACUUUGUGCCAAAAAUGGACUUUGGUGACUUCAUUGUUACUCUUAGGCUGCAACUGCAUUUUAUUUAUUAGGAAAUCCUGUUCUCACCUUAUUUCCUCUCAGCCUCUGCAUGUGGACCGUAACACAACUUUUAUUUGCUUCUAAAGAGAAAAAAAAAACAUUGCAAAAACUGUGGGUAAUAACAAAUACAUUUUUAUCUUAGUUAAACCCUAUCUUGUUAUUGAAGCAAAUCCUUGCUGAGUUAAACUUCAUCUUGUGGUUUAGGAAGUCCUUGUUUGGUUGAACUCCAGCUCUGUGAAAAGGUAGUUCUCAUUUGUUUUAACUAUGAAUAAGUUCAUCCUCCCAUGAUUAAGGCAGUUCUCAUUGUGUUGAGUCCACACCUUAUGACUAAGGCGGUAUUCAGUGAGUUGAAGAACAUGCUACCUUGCAUGUUCUUAAUGUGUGACAUGAUUUUGUUGGUUAAUGCUAGAUGCAUGUGUGCUUACUGGCUUUUUGCACUGUAAAACAAAGCCCGUUUUCUUUCCUUUGUAUGAAACCUUAGCAAAGGCUCCAUAGUUGAGCCUGCCUGUAUUAUAAAUCAUUCUACUGUAUGCUUUUGAACAAUCAUUGCAUUUAGGGUAAGUACAGGACAGAAGUGAAUUGGAAAUCAACUAAUCUUAAAAAUCUAAAUUUGUUCAAAUUUGUAUCUAUUCUCACAGCGUCUGUGAGCAUGUAAAAUGUAAUUUUCUUUAAAAGAAAUCAGGUAAAGAAUGACUUAUGAUGUCACCAUGCUUUCGAAACCACAUCAAAAUGCGCAAGCCCUGAUAAUACAUGCUGUAGAUGGUUGAGCCAAGUGCAGCCAACACAAAAUCUCUGUUCAAAUACACAGUACUGUACAGCGUAUUUGCACAUAGUAACCUAUAGUGCAGCUCGGCUAUUCAAAAAGUUCUAUGUUAAAUGGCAAACACAAGUAGAUAUACUAACAUUAACAUUAUACUAAAUUAUCUCCACUCAUAAACACCUUGGCCUCUGUGAAAACUGUUCCAGCAUCAGAAAAACUGGCAUAGCAUAAAACGGGAUAUUCUCCAGCUAUAAGAUUUGCCAUGGAAAUCCAUUGGCCUCAUUGCUUUGGUGCAUAAAAAGAACAGGAGUGGUGCGCUGAGGUUCUUUUUGAUUUGGAUUCCAAUGAAUUUGUUCACUCCCCUGUAAUUAUACUCAAGCCUGGUGAUCAAUUGUAUGAACCUGAACAAUUCCCUGUAAUUCCCACUUGAUUCAUUGCUGGUUUCAUUGCUGUUGUAGAAAAAGCUGUGCCAGAAUGGGUACUAUAUCAGUUCAACAAAACAAAUAAGAUAAGUACUUAUAGCCUUGUAACGGUGUAAUUUGGUAGCAUUAAAGGGCAGCAAUUAGUGUCACAAUAGAUGCAUGUAGUAAGCUUACAAAGUAUGCUAUGUGGCUGUAAAUUAAAUUAGAUUAGGUUGUACUCUAUUACAUCCUUUGGAACCUUACAAUUUGGAUGAUGGGGGAAAAAAGCUAAACUGGCCUCGGCAGCAUUCUAAGCAAUCCUAACUUUUAUUUUCACAAUGAUAAUAUCCUGCAGUUCUCUCUGUUUGGCAGGCCAUGUUACAUUCAGAUCUGGCCAGUCCAUGUCUACGGCUCUCAGAUGAUGACAAUUUCUCACAUUUGAAACUAAAAUAUCUUCAUUUUUCUGAAUAAACAACGGUAGUGUUUCUUUCCCUCUAUAAUAAAGCAGGGUACUUUUCCAUGGCCAAAAUGCUUUUGCUCAUGACUAUUGCUUUGCUUAGCUAUCACAAUGGCCAGUGACUAUUUUGAUGUAACUACUUUAUUAUUAUAAUAGCGGGUGGAUUCCAAGUAGACAUGUGAACUGCAUGUGUUAUCAGGGCUUACCAAAAAAAGCUAAACCAGAUAGGCUUCUACAGGACACAAUAAGUAGCAGUGUGCUCUCUCCUCAUGGCUAAAUAUUGUGCCUUUAACAAGAAUCUCAAUAUUUUCACAGGGUUUAACUUAACUUAUAACUAGUGUGUAGAAUUUAAAAGAAAGAACUUGUACUUUUUUUAGAGAAGAUGAAGAAAUGAAACUGUAGUCAACUACACUGACUGACUUUUAUGAUGCUCUAAAUACGUAUUCAAAGUAGAUAGUGGUCAGACAUUCCAGCAUUUAUGAUGACAAUCUGUAAAUUCAAUGCAGAAAAUGUCCUGCAAGUUUGGUUCUGUUGCUGUUACUGUCGUUGUUUUCAGGUGGAAUGGAAUUCUAUGGACUGGUGAAAGAAAAUAUUGGCUUUCCACUCAGCAAAGACUCGCUUAACAGAUGGGAUGUGUUUUCUUUGGACGGCCAUAGCAAAAUGGAAGCCUUAACAACUGGCUUCCCUCAAGCUUCCAAGGGAUAAGGAAAUGUACUGAAUUCUAUUGUGUAAAAUUACUGUAAAAAUAAUUCUGAUGCUCUAUAUGUGCUCUCAUGUGUAAAGGAGAGUGUGUGUUUCUGAGUGUGUGUGUGUGUGUGUUUGAGUGUGCUAGGGUGUUUGUACUGCAAGCAUGUGUUUUUCUGCUUGGUAACGUGUACAAGCAAGCAUUUGCGACUGGGAAUGUUUGUGCAAGUAUGUUUGUGUCUGCGUGUGAGAGAACAUCUUCGUACAAAUCCUUUGUUUGACAUUGUAAGGACUUUGAUCAAAAUAGAAUUCAAAUAAAAUAACUGACAUCUCACCAACCCAAUAAAAGA